AUGGCUCGUCUCGAGGUGCGUCCUCACAUUGAUGAUAUACUCCUGCCACACAGUGUCCCUAUUAAGUUCGAUAAUAGGCUGCGCCGAAAGCUUAGCUGCGUUGAGUACUACGACGUCGAUGGGGAUGAUUUCGUUGGCUAG
Penicillium arizonense is the source of this 141-nucleotide messenger RNA. RefSeq lists its product as uncharacterized. The transcript has 2 exons. Lineage: Eukaryota; Fungi; Ascomycota; Eurotiomycetes; Eurotiales; Aspergillaceae. The record is from RefSeq and is a predicted model, not a curated record. Bases 1 to 141 code for a protein of 46 amino acids.